CCAAGCCUGAAGAACUAUAAGUAGAGGCUUAAAUCACGCCAUCGGACCCCAUUAUGUCCUCAUCUUCUGAGUCUCUCAUUGCCCACACCCUCACUUAAGCUUAACCUGUGACCCGAGUCCCCGUCCACUGGUCGUCAAUCCAGCGAUCCAGCUGCGCGAUCGAUCUAAUCAAUCAAUCUGCCAACAAUUUACCCAAACACCAAACCAAAAGCACCAAUAAACCCCCUCCUAAAAGUCAACAAAAUGACCAAAACCAACCCCAGAGGCCAGCAACGCCUCCUCCUCGUCAGCGUCCCGCGCACCGCCUCGAACCUGCUGCUCAAAGUCCUCAACAUCCACGAGCAACCCACCCUCUCCACCAACAGCAAAGGCGGCUACUUCUUCUUCGACGCCUUCACAGCUGCCGCGCAGAGCAGCGUCCUGACCACCCCGCCCGCCGUCUGGCCCCCAUCCACCGUGGCGCACGUCCGCUCCGUCUUCCAGUCGUGCUUCGACGCGCUCGAGGCCUUCUCUGCCGAGGCAGCCAGCAAUGGCCAACGCGCCUUCGCCAAAGAACACGCCUUCUGGUUCGCCAACCCAGCCUCCUUUCACUCGACGGACCCAGACGACUCGGCCUCGGACCACGAGGACAGAAGCGCAGCGGACGAGAACCUCUUCCGCCUGCCCCUGCCCGCCACCUACGGCCCGACCGCCACGUUUUCGCAUGGCAACGAAACCAUCUUCCCCGACGAGUACCUCCGCUCCUGGCGUCUGGCCUUCAUUAUCCGGCAUCCGGCCCUCGCCUUCCCGAGUUUCUAUCGCGCGAUGCGCAAGGUUGGUGAGACGGGGUAUCUGGUUGACGACGAGGAGACGCUGCGCGGCACGCUGGCGACGAAUAUGUCCCUGCGCUGGACGAGGGGGUUGGUUGAGUGGUGUCUUCGACAGAAGCCGGGGGAGGAGGUGCUGCUGCUCGACGCGCAUGAUCUCAUCCAUGAGCCGGCGGCGGUGAGGCGGUUCUGUCAGUUGGCAGGGUUGGAUGAGCGGGUGGUCAAGUGGGAGUGGAGCGUGGGCGAGCCGCAUCAGCGCAGGGGCAAGAAGGAGGAGGACGAGGGGCUUCUGACCCAGGAGCAGCGGGAUUAUUAUGCGGCGGCCAGGAUUAUGUUGUCGACGUUGGAGGGGUCGUCUGGCGUGAUGAAGGAGAAGACGCCCGCGGCGGUAGAUGUCAGGGCGGAGGUAGUGAAGUGGAGGGGGGAGUUUGGGGAGGAGGUUGCGGGCAUGCUGGAGCGCGCGGUGGAGGAGGCGAUGCCGGAUUAUGAGUUUCUCAGGGCGAAGAGGGUGAGGGGUUGAGGGUUGAGGUUGCAGAGGCCUUGAUUGUCGUGGCAUCAUAAAUGUGCAGAUUGUAUACGCUGGUUUAGAUUGUAUCCUGAUAAAGGUAUAUAGUAUAUCAAAGACUUUUG
Molecule: messenger RNA, 1436 nt
Organism: Aspergillus japonicus CBS 114.51
Lineage: Eukaryota; Fungi; Ascomycota; Eurotiomycetes; Eurotiales; Aspergillaceae
Exons: 1
Coding region: 244-1326 (360 amino acids)
Source: RefSeq, a predicted model, not a curated record